Molecule: messenger RNA, 4446 nt
Organism: Anas platyrhynchos (mallard)
Lineage: Eukaryota; Metazoa; Chordata; Aves; Anseriformes; Anatidae
Gene: STK11IP
Product: serine/threonine kinase 11 interacting protein
Biological process (GO): intracellular protein localization
Cellular component (GO): cytoplasm
Molecular function (GO): protein binding
Source: RefSeq, a predicted model, not a curated record
CGCUGCAGGCGCGGCGGAAGGGCGCGGCCGGGGCGGAAGCGCGGCGGAGGCAGCGGCGGCGGCACCGGCACCGGCAGCGGGACGGCCCCGGGCCCUGCCCCCUGCCCUCUGCCCCUGCCCAUGGCGGAGGCGGCGGUGCGCGGCCUGGCGCUGCUGCUGCGCGACGCCGGGGACGUGGUGCUGGAGGGCUCGAGCACGCUGACGCUGCCGGCCGGCACCCUGCAGCACCUGACGCGGCUGCUGGAGCAGCUGCUGGGCCCCCGCGAGCAGGCCCGCGGCUUCGUGGCGCUGCCCUCGCACCCCGCCGAGACGGCCGCCGUGCUGCAGGCGCAGUUCCUCUUCGACGUCCUGCAGAAGACGCGAUCCCUCAAGCUCAUUCAUGUUCCAAACUGUGUUUUGCAAUCUACUGUGAAGAUCUUCCCUUUCAAGUCCCUCCGGCAUUUGGAAUUGAGGUCUGUCCCUCCACACUGCCUGCGGGGUCUGCGAUUUGUCUAUUCUCAGCUGGAGUCUUUAACCUGUUGCAAAUGUAUCAGCACACUGGAGGAAAUCAUUUCAGCAUGUGGUGGAGAUCUGAGCUGUGCUCUCCCCUGGCUGGAACUGCAUACCGUCAACUUCAGCUACAACUCCAUCACUGCCUUGGAUGACUCACUGCAAUUACUAAAUGCUCUGAGAGUCUUGGAUUUGAGCCAUAACAAGGUCCAGGAUUGCGAGCUCUAUUUAACAACCCUUACAGAACUUGAGUACCUCAAUCUGGCUUAUAACUUCCUGUCCAAAGUGCCAAACCUUGGCAUCUUCAGCCGAUCCAAGCUGGUGACUCUGAUCUUGCGCAACAAUGAACUUGACAGCAUUAAUGGGGUUGAACAGCUGGUGAAUCUGCAGCACCUGGAUGUGGCCUAUAACCUGCUGCUGGAGCAUGCCCAGUUGGCACCAUUGUCCACUCUGCACUAUCUAAAAAAACUGCACCUAGAGGGAAACCCAUUAUGGUUCCAUCAAAACCACCGGUCUGCAACCCUUGUACAUUUGUCUCCCAGAGCAGCUUCCUCCAAUUUCCUCUUGGAUGGAGAACCACUCUCUUCCUCGGACCUAAUGCACCUUCCAAAACUUGUGCAAAGUGUAUCCCAGUCCAUCCACACAUCUACCUCAGAGAGGACCGUGCUGGACCGCAGUGCUCUGGACAGUUCCUGUGCUGCAGACUUCAGUGACAGCCAGUCCCCAGCAGAGAAUGUGGCUGUCAGGCUCCCUCGGAAGAAGUGCAAGGGGAAAGUCAAAGUGCGCAGAGCGAGCAUUUCAGAGCCCAGUGACACGGAACAUGAGUCCCAGACUUUGCCUCUCUCUGCUGGCCUGGUUUUACAGCAUCAGAAGGAGAUGGAACGCAUGGACAGCUUCAGAGAUCGCUUCGGUGUUGACUGGCUGCAGUACAAGAGACUGGAGGAGCGUGACCAACUACCUGUCAUCUGCCGGAGCCGUUCUGCAGAUGAGAUCUCAGGCAGACCUGCAGCAGCAGACUUGCAGAGUGAGAAUGUUGAAGCAGAGCAAGUAAAACCCCAAGUAUCCCCAAAAGAAUCCUCUCCUGCUGUAGAUGAUACUCAGAAGGAGGAAGACCUUGAAGUGGAUGAGCAUGGGGGAGGAGAGCUGAGAGGAAAAGAGGAGGCAGAUGAGCUAAUGCUGGGGGAAGAAGAAGAUGAGAAGCCAGAAGUGGACCUUUGCCAGCCAGUGCUGGUGAGCCAAAUAGAAGGUGAAGGGGACCCGGAGUUAGACUGGAUCUUCCUGCGGGUCACAGCUAGGCAUGUGAUCGAGGUGGAACUGAAGGCUGCCAGAGUCCUCCACAAGCUGGAACUGAAAUGCCUGCAGAAGAUAGAGACCUCUGAGAUGAACUGGAAGAGGAUGGACCUGGAGCGAGUUUUCCCUGUCCUCACAUUGCACUUCAGCUACAUUCGGAAGGACCGGCAGAAGCGCAAAUACGUGGUGCUGGAUGACUGCCCAGAGCAGUGUCUGCAGUGUGUGCUUGAAGUGUUGUCCCCAGCUGUGGAAGAGAAUCGGCAAAAUCAGGACCAGGAGAAAGGAUCCAUGAGGCUCCAGUGCCUGAAAUGCAAGCAUGAGUUUUUGCAGUCCCUGUCUCCCUGGCAGCAAGGUCCUUAUCCUGCACAAGUUGGAGACACCAAAAGCCUGGAGACCCUAGUUGCCUCAAAUCAAGACGCUGCAGCAGGUGGUGAGCCCAUCGCCUGUCCCAGCUGUUCCAGUGACCAUGUGGUCAUCCUGCCUUCGGAGGUAUGCUCCAGCACGCCCCUGCCUCCCAGCCGUGAUGGCACAAGUGAGGACCUGUCAAACUCCCUCCUGGAAGGGGGCAGCCAGCAGGAGGGCCCAGAGGAAGCACCUGCUCUGGCCAGUGAGAGUGGGAAGUUCUACAUCGGUGGGGAGGACAGCUCGGAGGUGGAUACCAGCAACAGCACCAGGACCCCGGAGCUGAGUGGCGAGCACGACGGCACUCUCCAUUCCGCUUCCCGCAGUUUGGACGGGGUCUGUGGGAGUAAGGAGCUGAGCAUGAAGAGCCAGCACUUCUCCCUCAGCCGCACGGACACCAACGGGGGCAGCAUGAUGGGGAGCUAUCAUUACAGCGUUUCUCGCGGGCCCACUCCUUCCCAGCUCUCUCUGAACUCCGAGUCAGAGGAAACGUGGAACCUCAGUCCCCCUGCAAACGGCGCCCUGAACACAAGGGACUUUCGUUCUGUGGAUCACCGCCUGAAGCUCUACCUGGACAUGGAGGUUUUUGAGGAGAACGAUGAGGAGUUCCAGUGCUUCCUCAAGGUGGCCAUGGUGAAGUUCGGCCGACAAGGAGAGUUCCUCUCCAUCCUGGUUGCCUCUGACCUCAGGAUCUAUGUGCUGGAAGUCACUGGGGUUAUCAGGGGACAGCCUGCGGAGUGGCUGAAGAAGAACGACUCUCACUACCUGUCCGAUGUUUCCCAUCUGGAAGUGGGACUCUGCCACCAGAGCUUGCGAAUAGAGUUUGAGAACCCCAAAGCCUCCUACAACCUGCUGAUCCGGAACCAAAGCUGCUGUGACCAGUUUCUGCAGACCCUGACAUGUCUCAUACAAGAGCUGCCUGCCAAGCACAGCAAUAAGGUGAAGGAAAUCCCCACUGUGGAAAUGAAUCCACAACAUUGGCUAUGGCCUCUGCUGGACUCCAAGACCACAGGUUCUGCAGCUGCAGAUGGCACUUGCUUCUUCUACCUGCUGGCAUACCUGAUCCAAGGGGCAUCUGCUUUCCCUGUGACCCUGCUGAGCACCCGAAGCAUGUUGUUUCUGCUGGAGGAGAAUCACCAGUGGCAGGUGCAGCCUCCUUUGGAUGCAGAUCGUGAGGCAGAAAUGCCUUCCAGGAGCAAUAUCCACUUGAAGGAGAAGCAGCCGAUCAGCAGUAUCAGCAAUGUCAUAACCUAUCGCCUGUGUCCUUGCGACAUCAAGCUGAUGCUGUAUGAUGAGGUGCUGAAGGUGGAGAGCACGUGGCACAUCCGCACCGAGUGCCCUGAGCUCCUGGUAGAGCUGGUGGAGUGGAUCCGCGGGCCCUGGGAGGAGAUGUUCUCUAUCGAGCUGCGGAGGGCUGUGUAUGAGGGCCUGGAGUGAGCCUGUCCGCUGUAGGCAGGCAGGACCUGGAGCCAGAAGCGCUGCUGUGCUGGCAGUGACGCACAAAUGUCUCCCCUCCCAUCUGACCUUGCUGUCCCGUGGCCUCUGCCUUCUACCCUACUCUUGCCCCUGGCCCUUUCUGGUGAGGAGGAGGUGAGCACACGAUGGUCCAGGCUUUGUACAGUCACUCACUGCCACUGGGCUGGCCGUGGAAGGAGGUGGUGGAGGGUGUUCCCUGUAAUGCUGCAAGCUACAGGGUUUUAACUUGGUGGUGUCUGCUAGUUUCCUUCAGGAUAGUCCGAAAGGUGACUGGAGGAAGAAGGGAGCUGAGCCAGAGCAUGUUCUGUGGUACUCAGGCAAUCAGCAGGCCAGAGGCAGUGCACACUGUGGUCUCUGCAGCAGGUGUAUUUGCUGCCUUCCCAGCUGUCUCGGAACAGCUGCUAUUAUCUGCUGCUAAUAUUUUCUUUCUUUUUCUUUCUCCCCCUGCCCUCUUAUCCACAGCUUCCCUAAAGCUGCCUGCUUCAGUCAGGAGCCUAUUGCACAGAGGGAUAAGGCACAUUGUACUGAUAACCCCACAGAGAGCCCACACCUGCGUGGCAGGGCAUGGCUCAGUCUGCUGCUGUAGUCCUUCACUGUCACGGGGGAGGGAGGAGCUGUGCAGCUCACAGCACAGUUGUGUUGCUCAUCGCUCAGGGGUCAGGACCCUUGUGGGCACUGGCAGGUAAAAGUGAGGCUUAGGCUUUUCUGAGCAGUCCAAAAGCAAGAGUCUAUUUUAAACAUGAGUUUUACUUUUUUCUAUUGUAAUAAAAGGUUAUAUUUAUUGAAUCA